Messenger RNA from Racocetra persica, 127 nucleotides. Lineage: Eukaryota; Fungi; Glomeromycota; Glomeromycetes; Diversisporales; Gigasporaceae. The record is from the annotation of a GenBank genome assembly.
UUCUUGUAACCCUAAACAAUGGUCAUAUCGCAGUAAUGGUAAUACUUACAAAUCGCCAAUAAGAAGUGCGAAUGGAUUGUUUUCAAUAGAUGAUUAUGAAGUAUUUCGAAUAUGUGAGAAUGCAUAA